This is a messenger RNA of Lycium barbarum (goji berry), 1035 nucleotides long. Its product is annotated as nucleoside diphosphate kinase 3-like. Bases 83 to 790 code for a protein of 235 amino acids. The transcript has 7 exons. Gene Ontology annotation, molecular function: nucleoside diphosphate kinase activity. NCBI's taxonomy places the organism in Eukaryota, Viridiplantae, Streptophyta, Magnoliopsida, Solanales, Solanaceae. Gene Ontology annotation, biological process: GTP biosynthetic process; CTP biosynthetic process; UTP biosynthetic process. The record is from RefSeq and is a predicted model, not a curated record.
ACCUCACAUAUUUUAGCGCACUCAUAUUUCUCACUCCCACUUCACACACAUUUUUGACUGUUUCUCUCUCUCUAAAGAAGAAAUGAAUUCACAAAUAUGCAAAUCUGCAUCACGAGCAGCUAAAUCACUCAUAUCUAAGCACACUUCUCGUGCGUUCUCCGGGGGACGAGCAGCAGCUGCAGCAGCCGCAGUUUCUUUGAGAGGAGUGGUUCCUUCUCUAGCUUCAUACGGCAGGACUGAAUCUGGAAACACUUCUAGAGCUUGGAUUUCUGGUUUCCUUGCCCUUCCUGCAGCAGCUUACAUGCUCCAGGAGCAAGAAGCACAUGCUGCUGAGAUGGAGCGCACCUUUAUUGCCAUCAAGCCAGAUGGAGUGCAGAGGGGCCUGAUUUCAGAAAUCGUAUCACGCUUUGAGCGCAAGGGCUUCAAGCUGGUUGCAAUCAAAGUUGUGAUUCCUUCCAAGGAAUUUGCACAGAAGCACUAUCAUGACUUGAGUGAGAGACCAUUCUUUAACGGCCUGUGUGAUUUCCUUAGCUCUGGCCCUGUCUUAGCAAUGGUUUGGGAAGGUGAAGGAGUAAUCAGAUACGGAAGAAAGCUUAUUGGAGCUACGGAUCCACAGAAAUCUGAACCUGGAACCAUCAGAGGUGACUUAGCUGUUGUAGUUGGAAGGAACAUCAUCCAUGGUAGCGAUGGCCCUGAGACCGCGAAGGAUGAGAUCAACCUAUGGUUUAAACCAGAAGAGUUGGUUAAGUACACAAGCAAUUCAGAGAAGUGGGUUUAUGGUGACAACUAAGUUAACAUAUUUUGCCUUAAAAUCUAAAUUGCCAUUAAAUAGGCAUGGAGAGUAGCAAACUCAAAAUUAUCAGAAUAAAUCGGAUGCAUUUUUCCUUAGGCGAGUAGCAACUUUACAUUUAGUAUACUGUUACUUGAAUCACCGCAAUAAUCAUUUGUACUGAGAUAUUGAACCCCAUUUUUGUUGAACUUCUUUUUUCUUGUUCCCAAUGGGAAGAUCAGUUGCAACUGUUGGUCACAUUAUAA